UCCAUCUUCUUCUUCCCAAAGCUUCUGUUUUUUUUCUCUCUCUCUCUCUCUCUACAUAUGAGCUAUGGAGUUCUUUCUAAUAUCAUGCAUCUAAGCUUCUAACCAUCAUCUUUAAUGGGUUACUUAUCUUGUAAAGCAGAAUCAUCCGUGGCCACUAUAGACCAGUCACAAAAGAAACCAAUCAAAAUCAAAGAAUUCCAAUACAGCGAUCUCGAAAACGCCACCAAUGGUUUCUCCGAUCAAAAACUCCUCGGUAAAGGUAGUCACGGUCUAGUCUACAAAGGCGUCCUAAGUAGCGGUCGUCUAGUGGCAGUAAAAAAAUCAACACUCAUCAACCGUCCUCCAUCUUCUCCAUAUUCCAACAACGAAGUCGAUAAUGAAAUCGAAAUCCUCUCUCAAUUACAAAGCCCAUGUCUCGUUAACCUAGUCGGUUUCACCGCCUCUCCCGCCUCAAACCGUCUCCUCGUAGUCGAAUUCAUGAGCAACGGCACUCUCUACGACGUACUACAUUCCAGUUCCCGACAGCCGCCGAACUGGGGACGUAGAAUUAGAUUUGCUCUACAAACAGCUAAAGCGAUCCACGGUCUUCAUUCGUUAAACCCUCCUGUAAUUCAUCGCGAUAUUAAAUCUGCUAAUGUUUUGAUAGACAGGAGUUUUAAUGCUAGGUUAGGCGAUUUCGGUCUUGCUCUUAGAUGCGGUGGAGAUGAUUAUUAUUCAACACCGCCGGCAGGGACAAUUGGGUAUCUAGAUCCUUAUUACGUGACUCCUGAUAACUUGAGCACCAAGAUAGAUGUGUUUAGUUAUGGAAUUCUUUUAUUGGAGAUUAUAAGUGGUAGAAAGGCUAUUGACGUUGGAUAUUCACCACCUUCGAUUGUGGAUUGGGCGAUACCGUUAAUCCGACGAGGGAGAAUUGUUGAUGUUUAUGAUCCGAGAAUUGAACCUCCUAAGGAUCCUAGAGUUAGGAAACAUUUAGCAGUUAUUGCGGCGAAAUGUGUUAGGUCUUGUAAAGAGAGAAGACCUUCAAUGAAGGAAAUUGUUGAGAGUAUUGGUGAAUUGAGUAAAUCUAUACCUCUUCAUUCAUGGAAUGGAAUUAGUAAGCCCUGUGCUAUGAUUGAUACAAUCGGAGGAGGAAAUUCCGGCAGGUGGAAUUCGAAACCGUCUUCAUCAGGGAAUCAGUUUAGAAGAGUUUAUUCUGAUUUGGGUUUGAGGACUAAUUUGAUGGAGUUGAUGACGGGAAAUCAAGAAGAAGAAGAUGGAGAGAAUUUGGCCGGAAAAGUUCAUAGUUGCCGGAGAAGUUCUCGGAGGAGCUUGAAACCACCGAUGGAGGAGGGAGAGUGACUGGUACUAAGUUAUAGUUAUUGAUUUGGGUUUUUUCUUUAUUUGAUCAAUAAAUUAUUUGUGAAAUGAAUUAUCAUAUCAUAAUUAGUCCUUUUUUUUAUUAAACAAAAACAUGUUUUUAUAAUUUGGGAUGAUUUGGAACUUGUUCUAUGUUCAUUUAUUCUAAUGAAUUAAGAGUGGGUUGAACU
Impatiens glandulifera is the source of this 1526-nucleotide messenger RNA. Its product is annotated as serine/threonine-protein kinase-like protein At3g51990. The record is from RefSeq and is a predicted model, not a curated record. Lineage: Eukaryota; Viridiplantae; Streptophyta; Magnoliopsida; Ericales; Balsaminaceae. The transcript has a single exon. Gene Ontology annotation, molecular function: ATP binding; protein kinase activity. Gene Ontology annotation, cellular component: plasma membrane. Gene Ontology annotation, biological process: protein phosphorylation. The coding region runs from base 115 to 1338 and encodes 407 amino acids.